AUGUCUUCACUCACAAAUUCGUCAACCUCUCGCACAUCUUCAAUAAGUUCAACAUCGAGUUCGAAAAGUUUGAAUGACAGUACAAAUGCAGGUAUCGGGAAGAAGAAGUUUUGCUGUAGUUUCGCGGGGUGCGGAAAAUCAUUUUCAAGGAGUGAACAUUUGCACCGUCAUGCGUUAAAUCACAAGGAUGGAAAUCAUACCUGUUUGCGAUGCCGUGCACAUUUUCGACGUCGAGAUCUUCUUGACAGACAUAUGAAUCGUCACAAAGAGAAGGAUGAUGAAGCUGGUGGCGAGGGACUAGGUGUAUUGGCUACCAGAAAAAGACUUUGGAGAGACGCAGACGGAAACAUUGUUGCUACAAGAAGACCAUCAUAUGUGCAAGAAGGCACCAAACGCAGACAGACAACCACGAGAGCAGACAGAAAGAUGAAAGUCAGCAUUCAGUCAGAUUCUCAAGACCAAGUCGGCAGUCAUCAAUUACUUUCUCCACCAAUGAACACACCCACUAUCCGAUCAAGGUCGCCAUCUGCAAUUGUGGUGGAUAACGGAAGAUCAUAUCCGGAAGCUGAAGGCCACCAGAGAUUCGAAUCACAUCACGCUGUUCCAUGGAAUGGUAUGACUGCAUCAAUACCAUCACCGCCAACCUCAGAAUCUAGCAUUCACUCAGCGGGUCAAUCUCCAGCGCCUGAACUCGGUGAUCUUGAUGGGCUCUACGAAGAAACCACAUGGCCUGCAAUUCCAAAUGGUCUACCUCAAGCUCCUUCUCUCAAUCGCCAACUUCCCGAGCCUACCGAAUACACCAUGGGACCUUCACAUCAUUGGGGUUCGCAACCCUUCCAAACAUUCAUGGGGGCAAUGCCGGAGGUUCCUGGGAGCUACGAUGAUAUCUUCAAGCCAGAUCCAGGAAUGUACGAGUGGCAGAUGCCGCAAUGGAAUAAUCAGAUGUUGAUGUCAAGAGUGAGAGAGGAAAAGCCUGGGUACGAGGCGCAAGAAGAGCCAAAGAGGGAAUGGGGUUAUUCAUAUUCUGCGCAAGGAGGCAAUUUUCAUAGGACCUAUGGUGUUGGAAGAUGUUGA
This is a messenger RNA of Botrytis sinoallii, 1074 nucleotides long. RefSeq lists its product as uncharacterized. The record is from RefSeq and is a predicted model, not a curated record. Gene Ontology annotation, molecular function: RNA polymerase II cis-regulatory region sequence-specific DNA binding; DNA-binding transcription factor activity, RNA polymerase II-specific. Lineage: Eukaryota; Fungi; Ascomycota; Leotiomycetes; Helotiales; Sclerotiniaceae. The coding region runs from base 1 to 1074 and encodes 357 amino acids. Gene Ontology annotation, biological process: regulation of transcription by RNA polymerase II. The transcript is spliced from 2 exons. Gene Ontology annotation, cellular component: chromatin.